This is a messenger RNA of Aspergillus fumigatus Af293, 1026 nucleotides long. RefSeq lists its product as uncharacterized. The record is from RefSeq and is a predicted model, not a curated record. The coding region runs from base 1 to 1026 and encodes 341 amino acids. The transcript has 2 exons. Lineage: Eukaryota; Fungi; Ascomycota; Eurotiomycetes; Eurotiales; Aspergillaceae.
AUGAGUCGCCUCGAAAAGCUCGGUGAUGUAGAAUCACAAAACGAGGAUGUCUCCACAGACCUGACAUGGUCUACUAUACUGAAGUGGGGUAUCAUCACCUAUACCAGCAUGCUCAUUGUGUUCAUCAGCAUAUGCAGCUGUUGUCCUUCACUCAUCGAAACGAAUGAUACAGCGAGUCUUGAAUGGCUGGCCUCGAUUGUCCAAAAGACGUCCGCCUACAGCGUUUGGACAUCACCGGCUGAUGCUUACGGGAAGAUGAAUAGUCGUACGCUGUUUGUCUGGCUGGACGGCGAUGUUGUCUUUCUGGAAGACCACACCAUUCCAACCAUUGUCAGAACAAUGCUCGACAAUCCCGACUCGUUGAUGGUCUCCGCAAAUGUCAUCAACCACGCAGCUCUUGAGGCUCUUCACAGUCAUCCUGGAGUUGCUUUGCCCUACCUCCCAGAACUUCAUCAGGCUUCGGGAGCUGCGCAACUACCACCAGCAAGAGUUUUAGAUUGGAGUACUUCACAUCUUCCACCGUGGGCUGGACCAGAAGAUUUCCGAGUCCUAAAAGGGUUUGCUCCUCCCGGCAGCAAGCAUCGCUGGCUCCUUUCAGAUGAUGAACAUGUCGAUCGGACUCCGAUCAGCACAUCGAUGUACACCACUGUUGGCCCGGGCUUCAGUGAUUGGACUGUCAAAGCCCAACAGCAUUACUCGUUCCUGCACCACCUUGAGUUGGGCGAACUCCAUCGAUACAAAUUCCCCAAGUGGAGCAAUCCUGCAGAUAUCAGCCCGAAUCUUCUGUGCUUCUGGGAUGCUGAUGCGAAUGUGGUGCAGUCCAGCAUCUUGCAUGGUAGUUCCUACGUGCCAAUCAGGUUCAUCGAGGAUGCCAACAAACCUACCAAACGCACCGUCAUCAUUGAUGGCAAAGGGUUGGCGGCACAUUACUCGGCGGACGCAGGCGCCGAAGAUUUAGACUCUACUGAUAUUCUUCAACGGUAUGAGGCGUACGCGAAAGAAAUAAUCUGUCCGAACGUUUACUGA